UGACUGGCGGUUUCAUUUUGUAUUGAUUUUUAAAGGGGAAGCCGAUAUGGCUACCUCAUCCAGUAAAGUUGCGGCUGACCGUCUCAAAGAUGUCAAACAGUGUGUUACGAUAGAAAUCUUCAAUGCUGCUUUGGGGAAGAAAUUGGUAAACUUGGGAGCAGGUUUUCAAGAUUUUUUACUUCCAGAUUUCCUUACUAAAGCCUUGGUUGAUGCUGUGACAGACAAAAAUCCUUUUUUGCAACAGUACAGUCGAACAUUGGGUCACCCACGGUUGGUAAAUGCUCUAAGCAAAUUCUAUUCAAAGCAAUUGGGUCGCGAGCUUCACCCAAUGAAAGAGAUUUUAGUUACUGCAGGUGGUCGUGAAGCGUUAUUUUCUUCUAUCAUUUCACUGGUAAACCCGGGUGAUGAGGUCAUUAUCAUGGAACCAUUUUAUCCAGACUAUCAAUAUUUGGUAAAAAUUGCUAACGGUGUUCCAGUGUUUAUUACACUUAAACCAAAGAAAUUAGAAGGCACUUUGUCAAGUGCAGAUUGGAUACUGGAUCCUAAUGAACUUGCUUCCAAGUUUACAGACAAAACUAAAAUUAUUAUUGUUAACACCCCUCACAACCCUCUCGGGAAGGUCUUCACACGCUCAGAGCUGCAGAUGAUAUCAGAACUUUGCAAGAAACACAAUGUCAUCUGUCUAAUGGACGAAGUUUAUGAACACAUUGUAUUCUCAGGUUCUGAGCAUGUUCGAAUGGCCACCCUUCCAGGAAUGUGGGAGCGAACCAUCACUAUUGGAAGUGCUUCGAAAACGUUUGGAGCUACUGGAUGGAGGCUAGGCUGGGCCUAUGGACCACAGGAGCUUUUACAGUCAGUCCAACAAACUCAUAUUUGCUGUGUUGGCGGUUGCUGCACGCCCAUUCAGGAGGCUGUGGCAGUUGGGUUUGAAAUUGAAAUGGAACGUAUGGGAACAUCAUGCAGCUUCUGGAAAGGCCUAGUGGAAUCUUUAGAAUCAAAGCGAAAUCGUUUGGCUCAGUUAUUGACUUCCAUAGGAGUUACACCAACUGUUCCUCAAGGAUCUUACUUUAUGAUUGUUGAUUUCUCAAACCUAAUCCUAAAGCUAAAUUUCGAUGGAAUUCAAGAAUCAAAGGACUAUAAGUUGGUGAAAUGGUUAGCGAGUGAAAAGAAACUUCAAGGUCUACCAUUCAGUGCGUAUUUUAGCGAAGAACAUGAAGCUUUGGGAGGAAACUUUAUCAGAUUCUGUUUUAUCAAGGAUGAGAAUACAUUAGAGAAAGCUACCCAGAUAAUUCUUGACUUGAAGAAAUAUCUCACUUCUUGAAACUUUAUGUAUGCAACUUUUUUAGCAAGGAUUCUGAAGACUGGUAAUUUUACCAUGAAGUCAUUUAGUAGUAAUUUUAAUUUUCUCCCCUAAUUCUAAUACAUUUGA
Molecule: messenger RNA, 1429 nt
Organism: Limulus polyphemus (Atlantic horseshoe crab)
Lineage: Eukaryota; Metazoa; Arthropoda; Merostomata; Xiphosura; Limulidae
Product: kynurenine--oxoglutarate transaminase 3-like
Exons: 13
Coding region: 47-1321 (424 amino acids)
Biological process (GO): biosynthetic process
Cellular component (GO): cytoplasm; mitochondrion
Molecular function (GO): pyridoxal phosphate binding; L-kynurenine:2-oxoglutarate transaminase activity
Source: RefSeq, a predicted model, not a curated record